Molecule: messenger RNA, 1286 nt
Organism: Scutellospora calospora
Lineage: Eukaryota; Fungi; Glomeromycota; Glomeromycetes; Diversisporales; Gigasporaceae
Source: the annotation of a GenBank genome assembly
AUAAAGAAAAAAGGCUUGAUAAAAAUGGUAAAGCCAAAUUAAAAGAUUUGGAAGAUAAACUUGCCAAAAUAUUGGAUACAAAAAAGGCACAUGGCGUCAGCUUACAUAGGGAUAAACCAAAAGAUCAUAUUCCAGUAUAUUUCCAUCCAACAUUAAAUCCCACUGGAGCGUUACCGCCUGGUCUUAUCAAUGCACAAGAUGGAGAAAGUUCGGCAAAUGAAGACAGUGACAAUGGAUAUUCAGAUGAGGAUAGAGCAUCUGAGGGGUCUGAAAAGCGAAAUAAACAAGACUCUGAAGAAGAUAUUCCACUUCCUCCUGGUAAACCUCCAUCAAACGAAUCAGAUAAUGAAUUACCAGAAUUACCACCUGGAACACCUCCAAAACAUGAAGAAUCAGAUGAUGAUUUACCAGCAUUGCCACCCGGGCCGCCGCCUUCAUUACAAAAUAAUGAUAAUAGUACACAGUCUUUGGGUGUAUCGAGAUCACCACCAUUCGGAUUUAGAUCUCCGAGUAUGCCUACAGGACCACAAUAUCCACCACCGCAAAGUACUUUUAUGAUGUUUAAUAAUCCACCUGGGUCAUCAAAUAAUCUAAGACCUAAUAUCAGACCACCGCCACCACCAGUGUUUCCGUCCGGAACUGGUAAUAUAUUUUCCCGGCCACCGCCAAUUCACAUGAUGCAAGGGCAAGGAUCACAGCUAAGACCAAUGGAAUCUCGACCACCACCUUUUAGCUCACAAGUUUCACAUUAUGGACCACCGCCACCAGUACAAGGAGUAAAUAAAGUGACGAGAGAUCAUAUGAAAAGUAGUUACAACAUUGAUCCAUUAGAACUAGCAUAUGGCUCGUCUCAAAGAGCGUUUCCACAAACUAUCGUUACAGAUAAGAGCCAAGUAAUGAACGUACAAUCGCUUAAAUCUAACACAACGGCUACACCGGUUAUUCAAGCAGAGCCUCAAGUUCGUAAUCUUCAAAAAGAGUUAACUACACUUGUUCCAGCGGCACUACUAAGAAAGAAAGCAGAUGCACGUAAGCCAAAAGUAGCACGGCCAGUCGUAAAUGCAGCACCCAAUAUCGAUGAUGGUAUAGGAACAACCACAUCAUCGGUAAAAAGAAGCGCAUCAAUAGCAAUUCCAUUACUACAACAACAAACAGAAUAUGAAGCUCAAGCAUCAGAACAAAAACAAACAGUAGCAAGUGUACCAUCACCAGCUAAGAAAGCAAAGACUAAAAAGAAAGUUGACGAAUAUGACAAAUUCAUGGCAGAGAUGCAAGAUUUGUUAUAA